Puntigrus tetrazona (Sumatra barb) is the source of this 2292-nucleotide messenger RNA. RefSeq names its product chloride intracellular channel 1 (gene clic1). The record is from RefSeq and is a predicted model, not a curated record. Lineage: Eukaryota; Metazoa; Chordata; Actinopteri; Cypriniformes; Cyprinidae. The transcript is spliced from 6 exons. Bases 280 to 1005 code for a protein of 241 amino acids.
AGAGAGAGAGAGAGAGAGGAAGUAAGGCUGAUCUUGCUGUAGGCGUUAUUGAUUUCGAUACUAAACUCGAACAGUACACGUUUAUAACUUACACGGAAAUCAGACAUUUUUGGCGGCGUUUGUUUGGACUCUCUCCAAAUUGCCCUCCCACUGCCAUAUUCAUAGCUCGAAGGGGAAAAGUUGCCCACAAUUUGAAACUGUUGAAUCCACAGCGGAAGUGAGCUCGGUAGACAAGGCGACAGGAACCGAAGACAGCGGUUUGUUCGAAGACAGUCCAGCAUGAGUGAAGAGAGACCUGAGGUGGAGCUCUUCGUGAAGGCCGGAAGCGAUGGUCAGAGCAUUGGGAACUGCCCGUUCUCUCAGCGGCUCUUCAUGGUCCUGUGGCUGAAAGGUGUGACCUUUAAUGUGACCACUGUGGACAUGAAGAGGAAGCCAGACAUUCUUAAAGAUCUGGCUCCUGGGGCUCAGCCUCCCUUCCUGCUGUAUGGUACAGAAGUGAAGACGGACACCAACAAGAUAGAAGAGUUCCUGGAGGAAGUCCUCUGCCCUCCUAAAUACCCACGGCUGGCCGCUCGCAAUCCUGAAUCUAACACCGCAGGUCUAGAUGUGUUCUCAAAGUUCUCCGCAUACAUUAAGAAUUCCAACCCGCAGAUGAACGACAAUCUGGAGAAGGGUUUGCUAAAAGCCCUGAAGAAGCUGGAUGACUACCUGAGCUCUCCUCUGCCAGACGAGAUCGACGAGAACAGCGCUGAUGAUGACGCUUCCUCCACCCGACCCUACCUGGAUGGUCAGGAGCUCACUCUGGCUGACUGCAACCUGCUGCCCAAGCUCCACAUCGUCAAAGUGGUCUGUCAGAAGUUUCGCGGUUUCUCCAUCCCUCGCUCGCUGACGUCUCUGUGGCGGUACCUGGAUGCGGCAUACGCCAGAGAGGAGUUCUCCUCCACCUGUCCCAGCGAUGAGGAGAUACACGUGGCCUACUCUUCCGUCGUGAAGGCACUCAAAUAGAAAGAAGAAGGAAACGCACACACAUACACAGUCACACGCUUUUGUGCAUUUUUACCAAUUCUAUUUCCAUGUUGUCCUAGUGUUCCUGAGGUUGUUUGCACUGGCUGAGAUCUCACUUUUCAAUUAAACGUGGUCUUACGCUGCCUUCACAUACUCUCAGAAUUAUCGCAAAUAUGACUUUCCUACGAAAAUGUGUUUGUGAAUGCCAUUUGAUGUUGUGUUUACUAGUGGUGAGUAAAUAUUUGUAUAUCCAAAUAACUUGAAAUGGACGGUCCUCAAACUUUAACCAUGGCGAGUGGGAGAAGGAUGUCUGCUGCGUGUGCUCUAAUAGGAGUUUUUCCCAUAACAGCUUCAUUGCCUCGCUGAGUUAUUUAAAUAGAAGAAUAGCAUAUUGUAUGUUUUUAUACACAGCAAAAAUAGCAUGGCUUUCGCCAAUAGUCACCAGAAUAGAAUAGAAAAAAGCUAUCAUUUUUCAAGAAGCCCUGGUCUAAGUGAACUUAUAACAUCUAAGGGGUGUUAGGCCCCAUUUGUUCUAAAUUCACUGUAAAACACGGCUUAUUGCUUUUAAUAAAAUACCAUCAAAUGUAUUACAGCCAGCAAUAGUGGUUGUUUCAGUAUUUUUCUCUGGUUUAUGAGUGCAUUGCCUAGCAGUUACAAACAGGAUGUUGUUGCCUCAUUCCUUCUGUUACUGUCCCUCCCUCUCGCUGUGUCGUAUAGAGUCUGUAACGAAACGCUGCUUCACUAAUUCGUGGAGGUUUCAUACGUUAUGUGAGAAUUAAAAACUAAAAUAACAGUUGUUAAUCACUGAUGUUCAAUCAAUUACUGGCCCCAAACGACAGCCUCAUCUGUACGAUAUGAAGUAUGUGCAAAUUAGAGUCUGUCAUCUCUAAAUAUGACUGUCAACAUCCACUCUUAUUUAUUGUCUGAGGAGAGUUAUUAAAUACAUUUGUAGUUUUCUGAAAAAGGACACCAGUGACAGUAACGACUGCUGCCUUUUUAAGUCGAUUCAGCCUGUUUCGGAGAUGACCACACCAAGAUAUUUUUAUAUAUAGUGUCAUGCUUGACCCCCAGCCCUCUCCCCGCGUGCUUCUGUUUUCACUUCCUCUUAAUCACUGGUCAUUUCCAAAUCUUACCCUGCGACCAAAUGGACAACACAACGUCAGUGCACGUAUUGAUUAGUGAGGAUUUUAUUCAUUAGAGGAAUGUUACAUCAAGGUCAUUGUCUUCCUGCAUUUCUAAAGUUGUUAUUCAGCAAUACAGUUUAUAAUAAAGUUAACAUAAAAACAA